Molecule: messenger RNA, 1218 nt
Organism: Myotis myotis
Lineage: Eukaryota; Metazoa; Chordata; Mammalia; Chiroptera; Vespertilionidae
Product: carcinoembryonic antigen-related cell adhesion molecule 21-like
Exons: 3
Coding region: 105-764 (219 amino acids)
Biological process (GO): regulation of immune system process; signal transduction
Cellular component (GO): plasma membrane; cell surface
Molecular function (GO): protein tyrosine kinase binding
Source: RefSeq, a predicted model, not a curated record
AGGAUGGACAGCAGAUCCUACCCGUCCGGAGAGCAGUGCCUGUGAGCCUUACUGGAGCCCAAGUUCUUCCCACAGAGGGAGGGACAGAGAAGGCAGCAGUCACCAUGGAGUCCCCUUCAGCCUCUGCUCACAGAGGGCUUGUCCCCUGGCAGGGGCUCCUGCUGGCCAUCUCACUCUUAACCUUCUGGAGCCCGCCCACCAUUGCCCAGCUCGCUAUUGUGCCGACCAAUGCUGCCGAAGGGAAGGAUGUGCUUCUGCGUAUCCGCAACAAGCCUCCAGAUGCUGUAGGCUUUCUGUGGUACAGAGGGGAAGGGGCGAGAUCCCAUCGGAAUAUUGCAUCUAUUAUAGUGGACUUAAGAGUACAUGCAUUAGGGCCUGCAUACAGCGGUCGAGAGAAAGUAAACAGUGAUGGAUCCAUGCUGUUAAAGAGGGUCACACGGAAGGACACAGGAUACUACACCAUAGUAGCCCACCUUCGAGAUUCAAAAAAAGAAAUAGGAUUUGGACGGCUCCAUGUAUACCAGCCUGUGAGAGUGCCCACCCUCCUAGCCAGCAACACAACAGUCAUGGAGCAUAAGGAUUCCGUGGUCCUCACCUGCUACACAAAUGCAGCCUCCACCCAGUGGUUUUUCAAUGGCAUGAAUCUGCGGCUGACAGAGCGGAUGAAGCUGUCCUGGAACAACAGAACCCUCACCAUAGACCCUGUCAGGAGGGAGGAUGCUGGGAAUUACCAGUGUGAAGUGUCCAACCCCAUCAGUUACUGAAAGUGUGCCGGUUGAGCUGGAUGUAAAAUAUUAGUGACCCUCCUCCUCUCCUAUAUGUUACUAAACUCGGAAUAAUUUUUUGUGCCCUUUAAAUAGAUUUGUUGUGGGGGUGGAGAGUCCUUAGAAGACUUACACUGAGUCAAUAAACACACAAAAUCAGAGCUGACAUUGUCAUUAUUUUUUACUUAAGGCUACAUUCCACACCGGAUCACACCUCUGAUUUGUUUUAGUUGCACCAUCUCCACAGCGGAGGUGACACUGAGUCCCUCAGAGGAUGGUCAGUGGUUGUGUGGUGACUGGUGGGAGUAUGUGAUGAGGUCACAGGAAUUUGAGCUCUGUCCCUCUUUCAGGGGGGCCAGUUGAGAGUGCCUGGACACUGUUGUGGGCAACAGAAAUACACAGAAGGACACCCAUGUUGGUAGCAAUACUGACCUUUUUUUCUCCCUGCUUGACU